CACAUCAUCAUCUUUUUCUUCGUGGGUUCUCUCUGGUCGGAGCGAGAAAGCUUUCCCAACUCUUUCUUGGGGGGAUUAGGGUUUAUAAUUCCACAGCGCAAAAGAAUAUUCCUCAGCUACGUACGAAUCCAGGAGCUUCUCGAAUCCGUCUUCUUCGACCGCGCUAGAUUCUCCGAUUCGGGAAGGUGUCCAAAUCGACCUAAAGCGGCGGCGGUAGAGAGAGCGGGAGCGGGACGGAUUCCGCGUUUCCAGGACGCCGGCGCGGAUCUCUGACUGCAAUCGAGUUAGAUGACAUUGUGUUCUUCCGCUGCAAUCUGAGACUGAUAUCAUUCUCUGGAUAGACCCUGCCUUUCUAGUCUGUGUGUAUCAAAUCAUUUACUGGCAGCUGUGCACUGCCGAACUGCCGAUAUACUUGAGGCAAGUUGAUGGAUCCCGAAAACAAAAAAUUUGGAAGAGGCCCCAGAGAACUUACAGGUGCUGCUGAUCUUAUUAGCCGCUUCAAAUUGUUGCCUCAUUAUGACUACUUCUGCAAGAGACCACUUCCAUUAGCAAUUUCAGAUACCCACUAUCUUCAUAAUGUGGUUGGAGAUGCUGAAAUUAGGAAAGGCGAAGGGAUGCAAUUGGAUCAGCUUAUUGAUGAUACUUCCAUUUCAAAAGAGAUGAAUACAGUGAUAAAGCCAUUUGAUUUGGAUGUUUUGGGAGAAGCUUUUCAUUUGAGGGAAACUUGUCCAAUUGAUCUCCCAACUUCCGAAAAGGGAAUUCCCACUACGGGGGGAAAAUCUAAGAACGAGUCCAAAGAAAAGGAGAAGAAGCAUAAAAGGCACAAGGACAAGGACAAAGAUAAGGACAAGGAUAGAGAACAUAAAAAGCACAAACAUCGUCACAAGGACCGAAGUAAAGACAAGGAUAAAGAGAAAAAGAAAGAUAAAAAUGGCCAUCAAGAUUCUGGUGCUGAGCAUUCAAAGAAGCAUCGCGAUAAGAAAAGAAAGCACGAUGGAGAGGAUGAUACCAAUGAUCACAGACACAGGAAGAGCAAGCACAAGAGCUCAAAGAUUGAUGACGUUAGUGCAAUAAAGGUAGCAGGCUAACAAAUGGCAUGGAGUAUCCGUUGUUUUAUUUUUUGUCCUCAGAUUUUUUGCAGUUGAAAAUCUGAAGGGAUCUUUUUACCUACUAUUAUGGUUCUUUUUGGAGAAUAGUAUAUGGGGCGAAGAGAGAUUGAUGACAAGGUGAAACUUGUCAUGUUGAAGUAAAUUAAUGAAGUUGCAGUAAAGGGUGAUCCCUUCUUAUGUCACAUUGGGUUUCACAAUGGUUUUGUCUGUUACAUUAUCCUCUUUGACAAACUCUAAUCUAAAUGUGGCUUUUACAAGUAGGCCAAACAAGCGCAAGCUUGUCGGAUAGUUGAGCAUAGAACCAGACACACUUAAAUUUAUGUGGUUUCAGCUUGAGGGUCUGACUUCUGGUCUUCUAUUUGUACUUUACUUUGUAGAUAUCCAUUUUUGGGUGGGAAUGUGGUUUGGAUUUGUCUCUAAUAUAAGUUCAGAUGUUGUCCUUGAUUGUUGCAAAACAUGUUCUUGUUGUACAUACAUAUAACAUAGAGAAAUAAAAAUCAAGUCUUUUU
Molecule: messenger RNA, 1618 nt
Organism: Cuscuta campestris
Lineage: Eukaryota; Viridiplantae; Streptophyta; Magnoliopsida; Solanales; Convolvulaceae
Source: the annotation of a GenBank genome assembly